Molecule: messenger RNA, 1014 nt
Organism: Komagataella phaffii GS115
Lineage: Eukaryota; Fungi; Ascomycota; Pichiomycetes; Pichiales; Pichiaceae
Exons: 1
Coding region: 1-1014 (337 amino acids)
Molecular function (GO): dioxygenase activity
Source: RefSeq, a predicted model, not a curated record
AUGGAAAAUCCUCUUCAGAUUAUUGAUAUUUCAAACAUAGACAUCCCUACUGCCAGAGAGGUUGUGAGUGCUGCUGGUUCUCAAGGGUUCCUAAUGUUAGAGGGCCAUGGGUUCUCUCAAGAAGAAGUGGCUGAGCUUUUCAAAGUCUCCAAAGGUUUCUUCGAAGAACCACUGGAAGAGAAAAAGAAAUACACUAUUCCUGCCAAUGACAACCAUGGCUAUACCACUUUUGGCGGAGAGAACUUGGAUGAGUCUAACCCUGAUAAACCCCAAGGCGACCCUAAAGAAGGUUACAAUUUCAGUAACCUGAACCUUCUAGAGGGCACAUGGAAUGGCUCUACUCCUGAGUACUUUCAAAAUUCAGAACAUGCUAAAGUUGUCCAAUCUGUGAUCAAGAAGCAUUCUUUAUUGGUUCACAAACUGCUGACUUUAUUCGCCAUAGGUCUUGAAAUAGAUAAAGAAGCUGGUGGCGCAGAUUGGUUUGUUCAACGUCAUAAAUUGACUGAUCCAAGUGGGACAACAUUCAGACUCUUGCAUUAUCCAUCCCCUAAGUCUCUCAACCCGGAAGAGACCAUCAGAGCAGGAGCCCACACCGAUUACGGGGGAGUAACACUUCUUUUUCAGCAGGAUGGACAGGCCGGUCUUGAGAUUCACUCGCCCUUAACAAAAAAAUGGACCCCUGUGCCAUUCGUGGAUGCCUCUGCCCAGUUCAAAGAAAAAGGAGCUGCUGCACCUAUAAUUGUCAACAUUGGGGACCAAUUGAGUUAUUGGACGAACGGACUCUUAAAGUCUACUGUUCAUCGUGUCAAGUUUCCUGAAGAAUCUGUAAGGGAGGGGAAAUCUAGGUACUCUAUUGUCUUUUUUUCUCAUCCAGCCGAUGAUACCUUGUUGGAACCAGUUCCUUCACCUUUCAUUAGAGCUGUCAACGGUAGAGGAGCUGGAGCUCAAUCAAAGGCAAUCACCGCCAAAGAACAUCUAUUGAAGAGAUUGGCAGCCACCUACGGAUGGUAUUAG